Molecule: messenger RNA, 1786 nt
Organism: Carassius auratus (goldfish)
Lineage: Eukaryota; Metazoa; Chordata; Actinopteri; Cypriniformes; Cyprinidae
Product: carbonic anhydrase 4
Exons: 8
Coding region: 153-1157 (334 amino acids)
Cellular component (GO): plasma membrane
Molecular function (GO): carbonate dehydratase activity; zinc ion binding
Source: RefSeq, a predicted model, not a curated record
GGUUUUGUCAUUGUGGUGGAUAGUAUUAGUAUUUAGGAAUAAUGAGCAUAUUUAAUAAUACACAAGGUGCAUAGCACGUGUGUGAUGGGAUGCUCUCGUUAUUGAGGAAUGUGAUGGGAGGGGCCAGCAGACUCCAUCAUGUCCAUUGAUAGAUGUAUCACUAUAUAAGAGACGAGCCCCCUCUCAGAGGGUCAGAUUUGGUGGGGUGUCAUUGCUGGAGUCACAGGACCUUCACGAUGCGGUGUCUGCUUUCAGCUGUUCUUCUGCCUCUGCUUCUGCGUCCGUGCACCGGUGCAGACUGGUGCUACCAGACACAAGUGAGCUGUCCGUCCCACUGUAAAGGACCGGACCAAUGGAAACUUGUCAAUAAAGACUGUGGGGAGAGCAGACAGUCACCAAUCAACAUAGUGACAAAGAAAACCGUGCUGGAUGAACGCCUGACGCCUUUCAGAUUCACCGGCUACCAGACCGUGUUCGACAGCACCAUGAAGAACAAUGGCCACUCGGUUCAGGUCAAUAUACCCAUCACAGCCACAGUGUCUGGAGGAAACCUGGAAGAAACGUACAAAGCCGUGCAGUUUCACCUCCACUGGGGCAACAACGGAGGUCCUGGAUCUGAACACACCAUCGAUGGAGAGCAGUAUCCUAUGGAGCUGCAUAUAGUGCACAUGAAACAAAGAUACGACAGACUUGAAGAUGCACUCAAAGAUCCUUCUGGAGUCGCCGUGCUGGGAUUCUUCUACGAGGAGUCAACCAGCACAAACAAAAAGUACAAUGAGUUCACACACGGCCUGCGCAGCAUCCAGAAUACAAAUGGAAACACGACGCUUCGUAAGAUCUCUCUGAAUCAGCUCAUUCUGCCUGAAGCCAACAUGACGAACUAUUACCGGUAUGACGGCUCGCUGACCACACCGGGCUGCACGGAGGCUGUGGUGUGGACGGUGUUUGAAAACCCCAUUCCCCUCGACAUACAACAGCUUAAGAGUUUUAAUGAUCUGAAGUUCAAAGAUGGGUCGCCAAUGGUGGGAACAUUCAGACCCAUUCAGCCGCGUAACGGACGUGUGGUUUACCGGUCCAGCGGUGUAGCGGUCAUCGCCAGCGUCAUCCUGAUUCUGGCCUCCAUCAGCGCAGCAUUAGGCCUGUCCCGUCCGAACUAGAGCGAGACCGACCCGCUUCGGACACACAAUCAACACAAUGAGUUCUCAGCCAAUCAACGGACCAACAAGAAAACCCCACACAGGCCGUUUCUACAGGACACUAGAGUAGUUAGUGCAGAUCUCUGACCACAGCAGUCCACUGCAUGACCAGUAGAUGUGAGUUCCUACAGUAGCUAUCAAUAGGAGCUGGACUAAAGCCACUCGGACCCUCUGUGAAGGUCUGACUGGGAAUAAAUGCAUGACCUUUAUCUGUUACAGACAUCUGCCAAACACACACACACAUGAGCUAUAUUUACAAAUGCUUUGAUAUGCUGGAGAUGUGCAUUACUUACACACACAACCAUGAUUAGCACUCGACUGGUGAAAGGUCACAGAGGUCAAGGGUGAAAGGUCACAGAGCCGUGAGAACAGAUCAGAGAGAAACCCAGCUACAGCAAACACACAAAUACACACAAAUACACUUACAUUAAAUAUAUUGACGCUUUCAUAGAGUUUAAUAGAAACAAAUUCGCUUCAAAUGAACCAAAAAAGGAAUCGAGUCACUUAUUCGAAAACUUUUUUUAAUAAAUUAAUUUUAUGUUUAUUAUAAUUGAUUUAUAAUAUUAUUUAUAAAUAAUUUCAUACAAUUA